AUGCUUGCUGCCAUGUAUGCUGUGACUAUUAGUGAUGAGGGUGACUGUUACUGGUGUUUUCCGCCCGACCCGGGCAUUGGGACUGCUGCUCUAGGUACUGGUGAGGCUGCUGCUCUAGGUGCUAGCGAGGCUGCUGCUCUAGGUGCCAGUGUGUCUGCUUCCUCAGGUGCUGGUGAGUCUGCUCUCUCAGGUACUGCGUCGGCUCCGGCCUCCCACACCUUCACUCUUGACUCGGGGGCUUCUCGCUCCUUCUUUCGAGACCGCACCACACUCACGCCGCUUGGUCGGCCAGUUGCAGUCUCUCUGGCAGACCCCUCUGGGGGUCCUGUCCUUGCUCACUUCUCCACUGUCCUCCCGUGUCCGGCGGCCCCCUCUGGCACCCUGUCUGGUCUUUACCUCCCCUCGUUCUCUACGAACUUGGUGAGUGGUGCUGACCUACAGGAUGCGGGGGUUCACCAGUUCACUCCUGUGAGCCAGCGUGUGACCUACUGCACGGACGCUCGGACGGGCCGACACUUGGCCACGUUUACACGUCGGCCGGGGUCGAGCCUGUACACACUGACCACUGAGUCUCCUCCAGUCAUUGCGUCUGGUCAGGCAGCUGCGUCGGGUCAGGUGUUUACUGCAGCGUCUAGGUCUGGUCCUGAGUAUGCCCCCUGCUCGUGUCGCCUCCUGUCUCACGAGACUCUCCUCUGGCACCACCGCCUUGGUCACCCCUCCCUGCCUCGUCUCCGAGGCAUGGCCUCCCGUGUCCUUGUCUCUGGUCUUCCCCGGUCCCCCCCUCCCCUUCCUCCGGGGCCUGCCCCUACCUGCGUCCCCUGUGUCGAGGGGCGGCAGCGUGCUGCCCCUCACUCCUCCCAGUUUCCUCCGACAGAGGCCCCGCUGCAGACGCUUCACAUGGACGUGUGGGGCCCGGCCCGCGUCCGUGGACAGGGUCACGAGCGCUACUUCCUGCUGGUGGUUGACGACUACUCGCGUUACACCACAGUCUUCCCCUUGCGCAGCAAGGGUGAUGUCACUGAGGUGUUGAUCGACUGGAUCCGCGCAGCUCGUCUCCAGCUCAGAGAGAGUUUCGGCUCGGACUUUCCUGUUCUGCGUCUGCACUCUGACAGAGGCGGAGAGUUCUCCUCUGGCCUUCUGCGAGCCUACUGUCGUGCACGAGGCAUCCGCCAGACCUUCACGCUUCCGGACUCUCCACAGCAAAAUAGGAUUGCUGAGCGCCGCAUUGGCAUGGUCAUGGACGUCGCCCGUACGUCCAUGAUGCAUGCGGCUGCCCCCCAUUUUCUGUGGCCGUUUGCGGUUCGGUACGCGGCGCAUCAGAUCAACCUUCAGCCCAGGGUCUCCAUGCCGGAGACCUCCCCAGCUUUGCUGUGGACGGGGAAGGUUGGCGAUGCGUCUGCGUUCCGUGUCUGGGGAUCUCGGGCGUUUGUCCGCGACUUGUCUGCGGACAAGCUGUCCCCUCGUGCUGCUCCCUGCGUCUUCCUUGGCUUCCCCCCUGACGCGCCAGGGUGGCAGUUCUACCACCCCACCUCUCGCCGUGUUCUGUCCUCCCAGGACGUCACUUUUGACGAGUCGGUCCCCUACUACCGUCUCUUCCCCUACCGGACUCCGUCCCCCCCCCCGCCUCCGCUCUUCCUUGUGCCAGUCGAGCCUGUGGAGGUCGCUGGUGACUCUGGUGCUGCUGGGGGUGCUGAGCCUGGGGGUGCUGACUCUGGGGGUGCUGAGCGUGUGGGUGCUACGCAUGGGGGUGCUGAGCCUGGGGGUGCUGAGCCUGAGGGUGCUACGACUGGGGGUGCUGAGCCUGGGGGUGCUGAGUCUAGGGGUGCUGAGCCUGGGGGUGCUACGACUGGGGGUGCUGAGCCUGGGGGUGCUACGCCUGGAGGUGCUGAGCCUGGGGGUGCGGAGCCUGAGGGAGCUGGGCCUGCUCGUGUGGCGUCUGGCGGUGCUGGGCCUGGAGCUGGAGGUUCUUCGGCUGCUGAGGGUGCUGGUGCCACGGGUCCCGGAGGUGCUCGUACUGGGAGUACUGGAGCUGCUGGGCCUGCGGGUACUACUGGAGCUGGAGCUGCUGAGGGUGUUGGCGCUGAGGGUACUGCUGGCGGUACUGGAGGCGGUCCUGCUGGGGGUGCUACUGGUGCUGCUGGAGGUCCUGGAGCUACUGGAGCUGCUGGGGGUACUGGAGAUGGAGGUGCUGCUGGCGCUGGUGCUACCACUGGGGGUACUGGUGCUGUCCCUGCUGUGUCUGGAGUCGCUGCGCGGCCUCGGCCGUACUUCGUUCCGCUUCUUGAGCAGGUUCUUGGUCUCCCGCCUUCUACUGGUCCUCCUCCUCCCUUAGAGUGUCCACAGCCUGUCCCGUCACAGUUACAGUUACAGCCGGCCUCCCCACUGCCUGCUCCUUCUCCCUACACUGGUCCUACUGGAGGUCUUGCUGAGCGUCGUGAGCCUGCGUCUCGUCCUGCGUCGCCUAUCCGUGCUGCUCCCGCUAGUGGUCGUGGUUCGCGUCAGCGUCCUCCCCCUGUGCCCGGCACGCACCGGAUGUCUCUCCGUCCGUCCACUGCUCCUCUGCGUGCCCCUUUGCCUUCUCCUCCUGAGUCCUCUCUUCCUGCUCUUGCUGACCCGGAGUCGGACUCCCUUCGUGCUGCCAGUCCGACUGUCACGCGUCUCCUUGCUACUGUUGUCACUGACCCUUCCUUUGAGUCCACUGCUGCGUCUGCCCUAGUUGCUGAGCUCGUCGACUUUGCUGCUCGCUGUCGUCUAGACUACGCUGCUAGUCUUGUUGCUGCGUCUGAGUCUGUCUGUCCUCCGUCCGUCGGGGGUGAGUGUGCCCUUGGCACGGACGUCCUUGAGGACAGACAGGAGGAGUUCCAGUGUUUGGCUGCUGCUUCACCUCAUCUCGUGUCCGUACUGCUUACCCCUGAGGGAGACCCGGAUGCACUUGACAUCCCGACUCCGCGCUCUUACGCGGAGGCGAUAGAGGGUCCCUACUCCUCUCAGUGGCAGGCAGCUAUGGACGCAGAGAUGGCUUCCUGGAAGUCCACAGGCACCUACGUUGACGAGGUUCCCCCGCCUGGGGCGAACAUCGUCUGUGGCAUGUGGAUUUUCAGGGUGAAGCGGCCGCCGGGUUCUCCGCCUGUCUUCAAGGCGCGUUACAUGGCUCGUGGCUUCAGUCAGCGGCAGGGAGUUGACUACUUUCAGACCUUCUCUCCCACCCCGAAGAUGACCACUCUUCGGGUACUGCUGCACAUAGCUGCUCACCGUGACUACGAGCUACACUCUCUUGACUUCAGCACUGCUUUCUUGCAGGGCAGCCUGCACGAGGAGAUCUGGCUGCGCCGCCCACUUGGCUUCACUGGGACUUUUCCUCCUGGCACCCAGUGGAGCCUCCGGCGGCCAGUCUACGGUCUCCGCCAGGCACCGCGUGAGUGGCACGACACACUGAGGACUACGCUUGCGGCUCUUGGGUUUGCUCCCUCUACUGCCGACCCGUCGCUGUUUCUGCGCACCGACACUUCUUUGCCGCCGUUCUACAUCCUCGUGUACGUCGAUGACUUGGUCUUUGCCACAGCUGACACUGCUGGACUCGCCCACGUGAAGUCUGAGCUGCAAAAGAGACACACGUGCACAGACCUGGGUGAACUGCGCAGCUACCUUGGCUUGCAGAUCACCCGGGACAGAGCACGCCGCACCAUUACCCUGACUCAGUCACACAUGGUGCAGCAGGUCCUUCAGCGCUUCGGCUUCACGUACUCCUCGCCUCAGGCCACUCCUCUGCCUACUCGCCACUCGCUCUCAGCUCUGCCUUCGGAUGAGUCCGUAGAGCCGAGUGGUCCGUACCCAGAGCUUGUUGGCUGCCUCAUGUACCUGAUGACCUGCACUCGACCUGACCUUGCAUACCCUCUUAGCAUUCUCGCACGCUAUGUUGCUCCUGGGAGACACAGACCGGAGCACAUGGCUGCAGCGAAGAGGGUGUUGCGCUACUUGUGCAGUACGUCGGGCAUGGGGCUUGUGCUUGGAGGGCAGAGUCCAGUGGUCCUCACUGGGCACGCAGACGCUUCUUGGGCUGACGACCAGGCUACGCAGCGGUCGUCACAGGGUUACACCUUCAGCCUUGGUUCCGGCUCUGUCUCGUGGCGGGCUACCCGCUCGUCUUCUGUUCUCGGCUCCAGUUGUGAGGCUGAGAUCUACGCAGGGGCCAUGGCUGCACAGGAGCUUCGCUGGCUCACCUACCUGCUGACUGACCUCGGAGAGCCGCCUCGUUCUCCUCCAGUGCUGUACGUAGACAACAAGGCCAUGCUGGCCUUGUGUCAGGAGCAGAGACUGGAGCACAGAACGAAGCACAUUGCUCUUCGCUACUUCCUUGCUCGUGAGCUACAGCAGCGUGGUCAGCUACGCCUUGCGUACGUGGCCUCUCAGGCCAACACUGCUGAUAUCUUCACCAAGGCACUUGCGCCUUGUGAUCAUCAGCGCUUCUGUACUCAGCUGGGUCUUGUGCCUACCUUGCCUCACUUGCUCACCCCUUGA
This is a messenger RNA of Closterium sp. Naga37s-1, 4518 nucleotides long. The record is from the annotation of a GenBank genome assembly. NCBI's taxonomy places the organism in Eukaryota, Viridiplantae, Streptophyta, Zygnematophyceae, Desmidiales, Closteriaceae.